AUCCUAAACAACCGAGGGGACGAACCCGGAAGCGAGAUCUGCGGCGGUGAUUUUCCCUGCUAUAAGAUCUUGAUGAAUAAAAUGAAAUAGACAUAAUUCAUCUCUAGAAAGAUUAUUCAUACCCUGGAAUUUGAAAUGCUUUUUAUUUAGAAUAACAGUAAGAAUGGAAAAAGAAAAAGUAAAUGAUGAUGGAAAACGAGACUCAGAGAAUUCCUUGGACUUUUCUGAACACUUUAACCAACUUGAAUUGUUGGAGACACAUGGACACCUUAUUCCCACUGGUACUCAAAGUCUCUGGGUAGGCAAUUCUGAUGAAGAUGAGGAACAAGAUGAAAAAAAUGAAGAAUGGUAUCAAUUGCAAGAAAAAAAAAUGGAAAAAGAUCCAAGCAAAUUGCUUCUUUGGGCUGCUGAAAAAAAUCGGCUUACUACAGUGCGGAAACUACUUUCUGAAAAGGCCACUGACGUGAACACUAGGGAUGAAGAUGAGUAUACCCCUCUUCAUCGAGCAGCCUACAGUGGACACUUGGAUAUUGUCCGUGAGCUGAUUGCACAAGGAGCAGAUGUUCACGCAGUGACUGUGGAUGGCUGGACCCCCCUGCACAGUGCUUGUAAGUGGAAUAACACCAGAGUGGCUUCUUUCUUACUUCAGCAUGAUGCAGACAUCAAUGCCCAAACAAAAGGCCUCUUGACCCCCUUGCAUCUUGCCGCUGGGAACAGAGACAGCAAAGAUACCCUAGAACUCCUCCUCAUGAACCGUUACAUCAAACCAGGUCUGAGAAACAACUUGGAAGAAACUGCAUUUGAUAUCGCCAAGAGGACAAGUAUCUAUCACUACCUCUUUGAAAUUGUGGAAGGCUGUACAAAUUCUUCACCUCAGUCUUAACAGUUCUAGUAAUUCUCUUAAGUUUCUAAGUAUUAGUGCCUCUUGUGUGAGAUGUAAAAUAUUCCCCUAAUACAAAGUUGACAUCAAAUGUCUUACUUUGGAAACUUAGUGGCACUAAUUAUAAUGCUCUUCCAAGUGAAUUGCCUGAUCUUGAUGUCAAAAUGUAUUUGAAAGUUGUUGGGAUAUAUCUUUAAUGAUUUCUGUGAAGUUUGUGAUUUUUAUCAGAAAUAAUUUUAACCUGCCUAUACUUAGAAACAUGACACGGGUUGUACAGAACCUAAUGAUAUUUUUGGUGCUGAUCCAAGAGAAAUAUAUUUUUAAAUAUCCCACAUCCUGGAUGUUUGUUGAGUAUUUAGUAUAUUGAUGUAUAUUUUUAUAAGGUGAGAUAACUCAGAAUUGAACUUUAAGGUCUUAAAUAUUCUGGUGCAGUUCAGCUGUAUUCUCUGUAUUACCAUAGCCAGUUGUUUUCAUUUUGAACCAGAAGAACUAACAUAUUAGUAACUUGAAUCUUAAUAAGUUAAAAAAAAACACCAAAAAACCUAGAUCUUUGUCCUUUAGAACAUAGACCAUUUUCAGGAAGCAGUUAGCUAAGUGUUUAAUACAUGAAUGUUGUAUACUGCCUCCCCUACCACAAUUGACACGAUCCUGUGGACAGUCCUACCUCGCCCUGUUCAGCCUACGUGAUCCAUAUUCUAAUGGUGAAUCAGUAUGACCUUUUAGACAUGCACCCACAACUAUACCUUGGUCCAAGAGAUCAUAAUAUAUCUGCUAUCCAACUGGCUUUACCUGCCCAAUCCUGCUGAUUUGAGUAUUGUUCAUAUAGACUCAUGAGUUCACAGGAAAUAGUGAUUUUCCAAGAUCUUCAUUUUAUACAGACCAUACAAAGGCAAAGUGAUAAGGGCAAAGGAAUUCUAAGAGUGAGGGGAUGAUUAUUACAUUGGGGCUAAAAUCAGAAAGUGGCUCAGGCUUAAAAAGAAAACUGUGGAUAGUGACAAAAAGUAUAAAUAUGAAUAUUCAAGAAAAAUAAAGUGUAAGUUUUGAACAAC
Messenger RNA from Propithecus coquereli (Coquerel's sifaka), 1929 nucleotides. RefSeq names its product ankyrin repeat domain 49 (gene ANKRD49). The coding region runs from base 164 to 883 and encodes 239 amino acids. The record is from RefSeq and is a predicted model, not a curated record. The transcript is spliced from 3 exons. Lineage: Eukaryota; Metazoa; Chordata; Mammalia; Primates; Indriidae. Gene Ontology annotation, molecular function: protein binding.